Molecule: messenger RNA, 1119 nt
Organism: Haemonchus placei
Lineage: Eukaryota; Metazoa; Nematoda; Chromadorea; Rhabditida; Trichostrongylidae
Source: the annotation of a GenBank genome assembly
GAGCCCGUAACUGUCUUCCUCAAGGCAUCUGUACGAUUCAGUCAAAAUGAUUCUCAAACUAUAAGUUGUUACAACAUUAUCAUCCGCAGUUGCCUUGACAUCAUUGGUCUGAAACGGCUAGGUCGGAAUCAUUUCAACGAAAAGGAAAAGAGCAGGCUCCGUGAUUACAAUAUGGAAGUGUGGCCAGGAUUCGAGACGGCAGUGCGACAAUACGAAGAUCAGCUGAUGCUUUGUAUAGAAAAUCGUUUCAAGAUGAUCCGAACUGAGUCAGUCUGGGACGUGAUGAACUACGAGCUGGAUUUGGUAAAUAGAGAUAUUGAGAAGUUCCAGUCAAAAAUGGAAGGAUUGUUCAUCGGUGAAACGGUUUUUGCCCGUUACAACAAUAAAAUGUAUCGAGUGGCUGGUAUUGAUUACAACAUGACACCGGACUCGACAUUCACUCUAAAUAAUGGUUCGUUGACUACACUGAAAAAUUAUUUCGAAAAGCAAUACAGCCUGAUCAUCAGGGCCAAUCGUCAACCAGUGUUAGUUAGCGAAGGGAAGAUCAAGCAGCCAAAUGGUGCACCGCAGUAUGCCUAUUUACUGCCGGAAUUAUGUUACCCAACUGGCCUCACCGAUGCUAUGCGUAAAGACUUCCGGCACAUGAGGGAGCUGUCAAAGCACACAAGGUUAGAUCCUGAAAAGAGGCGUCAGACGACGGAGAGGCUGCUUUCAAUGAUCCACCACAAUGAGAAGUGUUGUGCAUUGCUGGAACGCUGGGGUAUACAUCUGGACAGACGGCUCGUCUCAUUCAAGUCUAGGGAACUCAAUCCAGAAAGGCUUUUCGGCCUACAGCCAGAAGGUUACACAGGACUCCGGGCUGAAUGGGCGAAAAGUGUGCGAAAUAAUGGAAAUUUCCGCGGCGUGACACUUCGAAAUUGGGUUGUAGUGGCACCGAACACUGCAGAGGGGGAUCGCCUUUCUAGCCUCUUCAUCGAAGAGGUCAAGCUAGUUGGAGAAGUGAUGAGGAUCCAAGUCAACUACCCCAUGCUGCAAAUUAGCAAGGAUUCAUCACCGGUGUCAUAUCAUGAAGCUGUUAGAGAGGCUAUUGCAAGGGUGAGCUUUAAAAUGCCCAACUGA